Molecule: messenger RNA, 1428 nt
Organism: Anthostomella pinea
Lineage: Eukaryota; Fungi; Ascomycota; Sordariomycetes; Xylariales; Xylariaceae
Source: the annotation of a GenBank genome assembly
AUGGCAAUUGGACAAUCAGACGCUGUGGACCAAGCGCCUAAAGAGUCCUUUCGCGGCAAGGCAACCUUCGGGUUUGAGCUCGAAUUCCUUGCUCUCUUCAAGGAAUUCGGCACCAAGACCCCCUGGGAGGGAGGAGACGGCACUCAAUGUACGCAGCCAAUCCUCGAAGAGCCCCCAGACAUAAACAAGACCGGGUCGGAUCACGAACUCCAUAUGAGGAGACUGCACCACUUCGGUGGCAUCAUUGCCCAGAAGCUGACCGAAGCCGGGAUGUAUGCAGAGUACCGCGAGAAGGGCCACCCAAGCGCCGACGAGGUGGAAGGCCAGCCGGCCGACGACGUCAAGCUAGGCCCCUUCCGGGGUUAUCGCUAUACGGCAUACGAAAACACGACAGUCAUCCCAGAGGAGACAAUGAUCUGGACAGAUCCUCUGGUCGACGGACGUCGUAUGUUGGUUCGACCAGCAGCACAGGAGGGUUAUUUCUGGCUCGGCUUCGAGGUAGUCAGCAAAGCCUACCUGUGGCAAGAAAGACAACGCGCCGAGGCGCAUCUCGAACGUACCUGCCGCGUUCUCCGUGCCAAUUAUAGGCUUAGCGUUAACACGGGGAUUACCUCCGUCAAGGACUCCAGCCGGUGCUCUGUCCACAUCUAUUGGGGGAUCCGCGGGCUGCCUCUGCCACUGCACAAUCUCAAGCGCCUGCUCACGCUGCUGUGGGUGGCAGAGGCGAAGCUUCUCGAUCUCCAUGCAACAUGGAAGCAGGAAGCUAUCAAGUACGCAGCGCCACUGCAGAAGCGCACAAACAUGGCAAUGGACAAGACAGACAUGCUACCAAGUUGGGUCGACGAGGAUGACGCCCACGCAGCGCCAUGGAGGGACGAAAUGGAGCGCAAUGUGCCGCCAUUCGUUUCACAGGCUCUUCACAACGGCAAAGCGAAGGUGCCAUGGCUCUGGCGCGCAGAGACAGUCGAGGACCUUGCCAAGCUCGUGGGUGAGAGCGACCGGUCGCGCAAGGCGGCCAUCGCUGUGACGGAGCAUUUGCCGCCGCAAUCAGAGUUUUGGGGAAAGGUUCGCAAGAGCCAGCUCAACACAGUCGAAUUCCGGCAUAUGCAAGGGUCGCUCGAGCCAGAGCUCGUCGCCGCUUGGAUUCACGUCACGGCAAGGAUCACCGAGGUGUGUGUCGAUUUCGACGCGGACGAGUUUCAUGACCUUUUAGGCAAAGUCGCGAACUGUGUGGACCACGGGGGGCCAACUGCUGUAUAUAAGCUCUUGGACGUCCUCGGUGUUCAGCGUGCAGUGAGCCAGGUCUUCGAGUCCCAUAAUCAGGACAAGCUGGACGAGGAAGCUAAACCAGAGAAGGCAAUGUUCUUGCACCCUAUGGAAGCUGCACACGCCAAACCAUCUUCACGGUCAAGUUGUGUAAUUGGGUGA